Molecule: messenger RNA, 915 nt
Organism: Pristis pectinata (smalltooth sawfish)
Lineage: Eukaryota; Metazoa; Chordata; Chondrichthyes; Rhinopristiformes; Pristidae
Gene: pnpla4
Product: patatin-like phospholipase domain containing 4
Exons: 7
Coding region: 156-911 (251 amino acids)
Biological process (GO): lipid homeostasis; triglyceride catabolic process
Cellular component (GO): cytoplasm; membrane; lipid droplet
Molecular function (GO): triacylglycerol lipase activity; retinyl-palmitate esterase activity
Source: RefSeq, a predicted model, not a curated record
GCGGCGCUCCGUAGUCCGGACGUGGCCGCUCGGCCCCUCCCGUUGCUAUGGGCGGCCCUUAGCAACCGGCCGCCGGGCGAAGCCUGCGGACAGAGUGGGUGGAAAUAACCGGGGAAAUCAGGUGGCUUCGGGGCGUCAGUGAUCUGCUGGUGACUAUGAUCCACCUGACUUUCAGUGCCUGUGGAUUUAUGGCGAUUUACCAGCUGGGGGCGGCAGUUGCUCUGCACAGACAUGGCAGCAACCUACUCAGUAAGAUGCAGAACUACGCCGGAGCCUCUGGUGGAGCGAUGGUCGCUGCUGUUCUGCUCACACAACCUCAGACACUGGAGCAAUGUAAAGAAUUUACCUACGAGUUUGCCACUGAUGUCAGGAGUCAGAUGUUUGGAGCAAUAACCCCUGGCUAUGACUUCAUGAAGCUACUUAGGGAGGGCAUGAACUCGAUACUUACAGCUGAUGCACACAAGAAGGCUCACGGCCGGCUCCAUGUCUCAGUCACAAAUGCCAAGACGCUGAAAAAUUGUAUGAUCUCCUCGUUUCCUACCAGGGAUGAUCUCAUGACGGUUCUACUUGCCAGCAGCUUUGUGCCACUCUAUGCUGGGUUCAAGGCCGUGGAGUACAAGGGAGAAUCUUGGAUUGACGGGGGAUUGACAAACAGGCUUCCGAUCUUACCCAGUGGAAGGACUUUAACUGUGUCACCAUUCAGUGGGAAAUUGGACAUCUGCCCUCAAGAUGAAGACCAAAAAAAUUUAUACAUUACAAUUGCAAAGCAAGAUUUCAUUUUGUCGGUCGCAAAUUUCGUCAGGGUCAAUCAUGCAUUGUUCCCACCCAGCCGAGAGAAGAUGGAGUCUCUCUAUCACAAAGGGUUUGAUGAUGCUGUGACUUUUCUACGGAAUAAAAACUACUUCCAAUAACUUA